AUGCAUGGUAGAGCUGCACACUUAUAUGCCUUAGAGGUGAAGAAAAAGAAGGAAUUGGCUAAUGUACAAGUGAAAGAAAAGAGGAAAGAGGUGGGACAGAACUCUGGGAACCAACAGGGUAACCAGAAUAACUUCAAGAAGCGGAAUUACCACCAUAACAACAAUAACUUCCACAACAACAACAACAACAACAAUAACAAUUUCCAAGGUAACAAUCGUCAAGGAGGACGUAACUUCAAUGGAGGGGCUAGGAACAAUGACCAAGGGAAUAAUAUAAUUAAGAGGUGUUAUUUUUCAAGAGAUGCAAGAAUAACCACCCUAGAAAGGAUUGUGAAGGAAAUCUUGUUGCUUGUCGUGCUUGCAACAAGUUGGGACAUAGAGAAUACGAGUGUUUCUCCAAAGGUUCUAAUGGGAAUAAGAAAAACAACAAUUUAG
Chenopodium quinoa (quinoa) is the source of this 435-nucleotide messenger RNA. RefSeq lists its product as uncharacterized. Lineage: Eukaryota; Viridiplantae; Streptophyta; Magnoliopsida; Caryophyllales; Amaranthaceae. The transcript has a single exon. Bases 1 to 435 code for a protein of 144 amino acids. The record is from RefSeq and is a predicted model, not a curated record.